CGCCAAGUCUAGUCUUUCCAGCAAGAAACACGGCCUGAUGAAUCCACAAAAUGAAAUUAUUUGGGACAACGAAAAAGAACUUCUUCUAUGCCAGUUGUGGAAAGAACAUGCUGCUGCUCUUCAAAAACCCGAAACUACCCACGAUACAUGUGUAAAAAUUGCAAAAAUCCUACAAAACACCGGAUUCCAAGUGGAAUGGAAGGAUGUAAAGGAUAAAAUAGCUGAAAUGACACACCAAUAUAAGCGCGAUAAGGCAAAUGACAACGGGGCCAAUUCGAUGUGGUACUCCUAUUCAGAUGUUGAUAGAAUUUUUUCUACCCUUGAGCUGAUAAAUUUGGGCAAUAAUGCAUUGGUGAUUACAACUGAAGCUACUUCUGAGUUAUCAGUGCCCCCCAUUGAAAAAAAUUCUUUGGACGAUUCCAUCUCAAAUGACUGCUGCAGCGACUGCGGAGACUGUGACUGCGGAGACGGUGACUGUGGAGCUUGCGAUGACUGUAUAAUACUAUAAACUUAUUUAUAAAUAAACAAUCAAAUCUAAAACAAUGAA
This is a messenger RNA of Drosophila ananassae, 547 nucleotides long. RefSeq lists its product as uncharacterized. The record is from RefSeq and is a predicted model, not a curated record. The transcript is spliced from 4 exons. Lineage: Eukaryota; Metazoa; Arthropoda; Insecta; Diptera; Drosophilidae. The coding region runs from base 38 to 508 and encodes 156 amino acids. Gene Ontology annotation, biological process: positive regulation of DNA-templated transcription. Gene Ontology annotation, cellular component: nuclear body. Gene Ontology annotation, molecular function: 2 iron, 2 sulfur cluster binding.